AUGAUGAUGCAACCACCUGCUGAGUCCUCGUUCAGGAAAGACGACUCGUCCAGAGACACUUUAGCGCUAAUGUUCGAUUUGGACUCGAAGUCCUUUUCAGCUUCUGGGAUGACCUCUUUGGCCAAUGCCACGUCGGACUUCUUCACACGCACAGUCACUGCUGGCUCCAUAAGAGCAAACAGUCCUUCCUCAAUUAGCAAUUUCAAGAGAGGCUUGUAUUUGGCAGCGUCAUGCGAUAGCUUGGCAAGUUCCUCACCAGCGUCCUUGAAAAUGGCCUCCAAAGCUUCCUCCUUGGUGGCAAGAAUCUUGAGUCUGGUCUUGUUGGCAAUUGUAGACUUGCUCCAAAAACAGCUCUUCCCAGACACCUAUAAAGAGGGAGGCGAGAGAAUCACAAAACAUAAUGCUCUUUUAAUCAAACUCGCCCACGAGCACUUGAAGGAUAACCAGCUUUUGGGGAAAAAAUGCUCGCUCAAUGAGCCCAUCAAGUUCAAUCUUCCCAAGCUACAAGGUGACAAUCUUAAUGAACAUUUUUACCGGCUAGGAAUGGAAAGCUUGGAGCCAUAUCAAGAAACUGUAGACGAACUUUUGAGUAUAAAAACUGAUGUUCAGCCUUUACCUAAAAGUUGGCUUUUCAAAAGUGGUUGGAUCAGGUAUGCCCCUGGCAAGGAGCCCGAAUCAGUGCCAUAUCCGUUGGAAAAAGGUCUGGUUUUCGAUGUUGAAGUUCUAUACAAGAUAAGCAAAUACCCAGUCAUUGCUACAGCAUAUUCCCAUAAAGCAUGGUAUGGCUGGGUGUCUCCAUUUUUGACCGGAGAGAGCGACACCCUUGAUGGACAUUUAAUACCAAUGAACUUGAAAAAUGAAAAAAAGAUAAUUGUGGGUCACAACGUUUCAUACGACAGAGCGCGUAUAUCGGAUGAAUACAACCUGACCCAAUCCAAGGCAUUCUAUCUUGAUACCAUGUCUCUCCAUGUGGCAGUCAGUGGAAUGUGUUCUCGUCAAAGAGGAACCUGGAUGAGAUACAGAAAGUUUAAAGAAGAGGAAGGUGAAGAAUCCGGAUCUCUAGCUCAGCUUAGAACAGAAUCCAAUUCCGAGUCGUUGAAGGAGCUUCUUGAUAACCCCAGUUUGGAUGCAGAUGACAAGUUGAGCAGUUUCUUGAUUGAUGAUCCUUGGCUGAGAACAAGUAGUUUGAACGGACUGAAAUACGUCGCAAACCACCAUUGUGGAAUCAAGUUAAAGAAAGAGACUAGAGACAUUUUUGAAACCACAAACCCUCAAGAGAUUAUUGAUGAUUUCCAGAAUUUGAUGACAUACUGUGCUACUGAUGUUUCUGCAACCUACCAAGUGUUUUACAAAGUCUAUCCCGAAUUUAGAAAACUGGUUCCUCAUCCAGUUAGUACAGCUGCUUUGAGACAUUUGUCACAGUCGUUUCUACCAACUAACGGCACAUGGGAGGACUAUAUCACUAGAACGGAAAACAUGUACCAGGAAAGUGUCGAGACCAUCGAGAGAAACCUCAAGGAGAUGUGCAAAAAAGUUGUUUCCAUGAAAGAUGAUCCUUCCAAACCUUGGUUAAAAGAUCCAUGGCUUUCUCAGCUAGAUUGGACAAUCAUUCCACCAAAGCUGACUAAGAGUGGUACUCCGUACAAACGGCAAAAGAUGCCUGGGUAUCCUGAAUGGUACAAAAAACUAUUUGCUAAAGAUGAAAUGAACCUGACUCCAAGGUCAAGAGUCACUCCUUUGCUGCUGAACCUUUCCUGGGAGGGUAAACCAGUGUAUUGGAUUGAUACUUACGGAUGGUGUUUUCUGGUUGAAUUGGAUGAGAUCGAAACCUUUAAGUCCAAAAACUACAUUCAUUUGG
This is a messenger RNA of Ogataea philodendri, 1858 nucleotides long. RefSeq lists its product as uncharacterized. Gene Ontology annotation, biological process: mitochondrial DNA replication. The record is from RefSeq and is a predicted model, not a curated record. The transcript has 2 exons. The annotation marks the transcript as partial. Gene Ontology annotation, cellular component: mitochondrion; gamma DNA polymerase complex. Gene Ontology annotation, molecular function: DNA-directed DNA polymerase activity; DNA binding; 3'-5' exonuclease activity. NCBI's taxonomy places the organism in Eukaryota, Fungi, Ascomycota, Pichiomycetes, Pichiales, Pichiaceae.